Molecule: messenger RNA, 1139 nt
Organism: Capsicum annuum
Lineage: Eukaryota; Viridiplantae; Streptophyta; Magnoliopsida; Solanales; Solanaceae
Product: syntaxin-31
Exons: 1
Coding region: 1-996 (331 amino acids)
Biological process (GO): vesicle fusion; intracellular protein transport; endoplasmic reticulum to Golgi vesicle-mediated transport
Cellular component (GO): endomembrane system; SNARE complex; Golgi membrane
Molecular function (GO): SNAP receptor activity; SNARE binding
Source: RefSeq, a predicted model, not a curated record
AUGUCAAUGGCCUCUUCUGGAGCUUGGACAUAUCGAGAUCGAACUUCUGAAUUCACAUCUUUGUCCAAGACAUUGAAGAAGAUAACAGGAAGCCCUGUACAUGAUCAAUCACAACUGAAUUUUGCCCUGUCUACUCCUGACCGAUCUGAAUUUAACAAGAAGGCAUCGAAAAUUGGGUUAAAUAUCCACCAAAUCUUCCAGAAAAUUGAUAGACUCGCUAAAUUGGCAAAACGAUCAUCCAUUUUUGACGAUCCUAGCAAAGAAAUCCAAGAAUUAACUUCUUUGAUUAAAAAAGAUAUUAGAACACUUAAUGUGGGAGUUUCGGAUUUACAAGCCUUGCAAGACACGGCAGUGGCUGAUGGAUCUCAUUCAAAAGAUACAGUUGUGCAUUGUACCGCUAUUUGUGAUGAUCUGAAGACGAGGCUUAUGACAGCUACAAAAUCUUUCCAGGAUGCGCUAACUAUAAGGACAAAGAAUAUGAAAGCUCAUGAGGACCGGAGACAAAUAUUUUCUACGAAUCUUGCAAGAGAAAAUCCUUUGAAGCAGCCUCCAAAGACUACAGCAGAACCACCACCUUGGUCAACUCCUUCAUCAGUUUCACCGGCAAAUGAUGUUCAAGGCAGCAGCCAAUUAAGGCGGAGAUUGGCUUCGGACAAUCCUCCAUCUCAUCAAAUGGAAACGUCGUCCAUGUUGCAAGAAGUGGUUCCAAGACAAGAAAGUUUCACGCAAAAUAGGGCAACUGCUCUUCAAAAUGUUGAAUCCACUAUUUCAGAAUUGAGUGGGAUCUUCACCCAUCUAGCUACAAUGGUUGCACAACAAGGGGAACUUGCGAUCAGGAUUGAUGAUAACAUAGACGAGUCAUUAACAAAUGUUGAAGGUGCACAAGGUGCUUUAUUAAAGUACUUAAACCAAUUAUCAUCAAACAGGUCUCUCAUGGUCAAAAUUUUUCUCAUUGUGAUACUUUUUCUCUGUAUAUUUAUAUUUUUUCUGGCUUGAUGUCGAUUAUGAGAGGUAGAUAGAUACACUGUCAUUGUUACAUAUGGCGGUAUUCCUCCACUAGAUUAUCUAAGUAGUAAUCAGAAGCCGACUUCUCUCAAUAGCUUGCUCUGAGAGGUGUAAUACUAAGCUGUCCUUUGUAA